AUGUCUUCCAACACAAACAAUGUUUCCCAUGCAGAUAUAAUCGCUACUGCCACACCAGAGAUUGAACUCGAUCAAAUCCCAAAUGCAAAGACCAAACAAGAUGAUCCAUUCCUGGUCGCAUUCGCCGAGCCCUUUGACGCAGAAAACCCCAAAGACUGGCCGACUGGCCGUAAAUGGGCCGUGACAGAUGUUCUAUCUGCGACUGGCUUUAAUCGAAUCAUGGUAUCGACCAUUAUGGCUCCGGCCUUGUCGAUAAUCGCAGAAGAAUUUGACAUGACCUCAGCAGAGUCGGCCAUGGCGCUCUCCAUCUAUCUUCUAGCCACUGCAUUUGGCCCAUUAGCCAUUGGCCCAUUAUCAGAGGUGUAUGGAAGGAAACCUAUUCUACACGCCUCAAACAUUUGGUUCUUGAUCUGGAACAUUGCAUGUGGGUUCGCGAAUAGCAAGGAAAUGCUUAUUGCAUGUCGCUUCUUGGCUGGCUUUGGUGCCAGUUCUAUCUAUGCCCUGGCUAGCGGAGUACUUGGAGAUGUAUGGAGGCCUGAGCAGCGUGGUCGCUCAUUGGGGGUGUACUUGCUGAUUCCUUUGCUGGGUGCAGCCGUGGGUCCUAUUAUCGGCGGGUUCAUGGCUGGUCGCACCACUUGGCGAUGGAUGUUCUGGGCCACAUCAAUUUUUCAAGCCGUCAUGGUCCUUGUUUCUUUCACUGUAUUCCAUGAAACACACGAGCCACGCAUCAUUCGAUCUCGAGCUGAGCGACUCCGACGGGAGACGGGAAACCAGCAAUACUAUACUGAGGACGAACGUCUUCACUCAAACAAAUCGCCAUACUUUGUGCUCGGUCGGGCUCUUAUGAGACCGCUACGGCUUCUAGCUUUUCACCCAAUAAUCCAAAUUGCCUCAGUGAUUUCCGCAUUCUAUUAUGGCAUUCUAUACAUCGUGCUCUCGACUUUCUCGGAUCUGUGGAUAAAACAAUACGGCCAAUCUGUGGAAAUCAGUGGCUUGCACUACAUCGCUUGCGCACUUGGUGAAAUCGUGGGAAGCCAAAUCGGAGCAAAGGCAAUGGACCACUUAUACCGCCGUCAAAAUUCUCGUUCUAAUACCGAACACGUACCCGAGUCACGGAUAAACCUACUCUUUCCGGGUGCUCUACUUGGACCCCUUGGCCUUUUUCUUUACGGAUGGGCAGCCCAAAACAGGCUGCACUGGGUUGUCGUUGAUAUUGGUAUCUUCAUCAGUAUGCUCGGUAUGCAGAUGACAGGUAUGCCACUGCAGGCAUACGUGAUGGAGUCGUACCCAGAGCACACGAGCAGUGCCGGGGCAGCCUCACAGUUUAUGCGCAGUCUGACUGCAUUCCUAUUCCCGCUAUUUGCUCCCAAGAUGUACGAAGUCCUUGGCUAUGGAUGGGGAAACAGCACGAUUGCCUUCAUUGGGUUGGUAUUUGGACUUCCGGCUCCGUUGGCGCUCAUUUACUUUGGGGCGACACUCAGAGCUAAAGCUCGAUCGAGCUUUUGA
Molecule: messenger RNA, 1506 nt
Organism: Penicillium samsonianum
Lineage: Eukaryota; Fungi; Ascomycota; Eurotiomycetes; Eurotiales; Aspergillaceae
Product: MFS transporter
Exons: 2
Coding region: 1-1506 (501 amino acids)
Biological process (GO): transmembrane transport
Cellular component (GO): membrane
Molecular function (GO): transmembrane transporter activity
Source: RefSeq, a predicted model, not a curated record